Molecule: messenger RNA, 360 nt
Organism: Penicillium angulare
Lineage: Eukaryota; Fungi; Ascomycota; Eurotiomycetes; Eurotiales; Aspergillaceae
Exons: 1
Coding region: 1-360 (119 amino acids)
Source: RefSeq, a predicted model, not a curated record
AUGGCGUGUGUACCGAACGAAGCCCCUCCAGACUAUGCAAAGUGCAUCAGGGAUUCCUCCCUGGACAUUUCUUCCCAUCCGUCGAUGCCAGACUCCGGAGAAAGCUUUUUCCAAGUGCCUCCACCAACAACCUCAUCCUAUCCUGAAACACCACACCGUGCUCGUCGGAGCGGAAGACUGAGAAAAAGGGUCGCAAAUGGGCUUAAGCUUGCAGUUGGUGCCACUGUGAUGGCUGCUGCAGUUCCUGUUAUCUUGGUUGGAAAUGUGGCUUAUGAGGGAGGGAAAGCUGCUCUCCAGAUAGUUGCGGCUCCGGUUCUGGUUUGCGUGGUUUGCUUCUGUGUGGAUGAUUUUGGUUACUGA